UUGCAUGGAAUAGUGUAGGUGUUAAAGUGAAGACUCGGAGAAUUUUGACUAUAUUGGGUUCUGUGAUAAUGAAGAAUGUGAAAGAUUCUAUUGCGAACAAUGUUAAGGAGAUCAUGCAGCGCAUCCUGAAGAUGUUCUUGUAGGAUAAGAGCUUGAAGAAUACAUGGAAUAUGUUACUUCUCCUGAAUACGAAAAGGAGAUAGAGCAAUAGGAAUUGGCCCAAGAAUUCACUGAGUUUUAUGAGAGGAUUAUAAAGGAAAAUGAGGAAGAAACAAAAAUGUUUUAUCUUAUAAUCUAGUACCUAAAGGAUGGCAAUGCUGAUGAGUUGGUCAAACUCUUAGAUAAAAUAAAGCAAACCAAAGUAGAGUUUGAUAACAACAAGCCAAGUAAUUAAAUUCAAUUAUACUUAGUGCAAAUAUCAAAAUAAAUGGAUGAAUACAGAAAAAGAAUAAGAGCCCUUGAUGAAAAGUUUCCUACGGGGGAUGUUUAAAAAAGAUAGAAAAAAAUAGAAUUGAUGAAUAAAGGUAUGACUCAUUUAUAUUAAAAUCAUUAAGGAAGAUAAUUAUUUAAAUAAUAAGAAUAUUUUGAAGCACUAGAAAACUUAUAAUAAGCCAUUGGAAUUGAUAAUGAUUAUGUUGAAGCAAUCCUAAUUAAAGGUUCACCUAUUUUAUAAUUUCUAGCUUAAACACAAAUUCAAUUGGAGAAUUAUGAUGAAGCCAUUACCGGUUGUGAUUAUGUGAUUCAAAUAGACAGACUCAAUGGCGAGGCAUACUAUCUUAAGAGUAUUAAUUCCACUAUUUCAUUUAGUAAUUGCCUUAUUAUUGAGUUAAAAAUAUGAUGUCAUAAAUGAAGCACUUAGAGUAGCAUAUCGUAAAAUUUCUUAUAAAUUUACCUUCAAUACUCUCAAUUUAAUUAACUAAUUAGAGAAACAAUCUCCAGCUGUUUAAUAACACUUGUCACAAUUAAAUUAUGAUUUUAAACACAGCCUUUUUUCACUGAUUAAUUAUGAAUAAAUCACAGGUAAAACAUUUCAAUUAAGGAAGCUUAAAUUUCUUAAUAAUACUUGACAUAAUUUGUUGCAAUCAUUAGACUUGCUGACCAAGAAGAAAUAAACCGAACCCUAUUCCAAUAUAAUUAAAGUAAUAUAAACAUUCUACUUCAGAUUUCGAAGUUGUUGAAGAAUACUAAAAAUAAUACGACGUAGAUAUAAGACCAAAAUUGGAUGAAAAAGAAUGGAAAAAAAUGGUAGAGUGGCUUGAAAAUUACAAAAAAAAUUAAGAAUAGUAAUAGUAAUUAAUAUACUUAAAAAAUAGAGCUUAAGCUGCACUUACUUAAGGAGAUGAUCAAUAAGGAGGAAAUCAAUAAGGAGAGAAUUAAUAAGGAGAGAAUUAAUAAAGAGAUGAUCAAUAAGGAGAUAAUUAAUAAAGAGAGAAUUAAUAAAGAGAGAAUUAAUAAAGAGAUGAUCAAUAAGGGGAUAAUCAAUAAGGAGAGAAUUAAUAAAGAGAGAAUUAAUAAAGAGAUGAUCAAUAAGGGGAUAAUCAAUAAAGAGAGAAUUAAUAAAGAGAGAAUUAAUAAAGAGAUGAUCAAUAAGGGGAUAAUCAAUAAAGAGAGAAUUAAUAAAGAGAGAAUUAAUAAAGAGAUGAUCAAUAAGGGGAUAAUCAAUAAAGAGAGAAUUAAUAAAGAGAGAAUUAAUAAAGAGAUGAUCAAUAAGGGGAUAAUCAAUAAAGAGAGAAUUAAUAAAGAGAGAAUUAAUAAAGAGAUGAUCAAUAAGGGGAUAAUCAAUAAAGAGAGAAUUAAUAAAGAGAGAAUUAAUAAAGAGAUGAUCAAUAAGGGGAUAAUCAAUAAAGAGAGAAUUAAUAAAGAGAGAAUUAAUAAAGAGAUGAUCAAUAAGGGGAUAAUCAAUAAAGAGAGAAUUAAUAAAGAGAGAAUUAAUAAAGAGAUGAUCAAUAAGGGGAUAAUCAAUAAAGAGAGAAUUAAUAAAGAGAGAAUUAAUAAAGAGAUGAUCAAUAAGGGGAUAAUCAAUAAAGAGAGAAUUAAUAAAGAGAGAAUUAAUAAAGAGAUGAUCAAUAAGGGGAUAAUUAAUAAAGAGAGAAUUAAUAAAGAGAGAAUUAAUAAAGAGAUGAUCAAUAAGGGGAUAAUCAAUAAGGAGAGAAUUAAUAAAGAGAGAAUUAAUAAAGAGAUGAUCAAUAAGGGGAUAAUCAAUAAGGAGAGAAUUAAUAAAGAGAGAAUUAAUAAGGAGAUAAUCAAUAAGGAGAUAGUCAACAAGGAAAAAAUCAACAAGGAGGGAACCAAUAAGGGGAUCAAAAUAAGAACCAAUAAUCAGAUCAAUAGUUUUUAAAUUAAUUAAAAUUAGAUCUAAAGAUUAAUUAUAGACUUAGAGCGCAUCCGUGACUCAAGUAUCAAAUACUGAUGGAAAUGAAAGUUCAAGAGUUUAAAGCGAAAUUAACAAUUUUUACUCAGAUUCAUAAUCAGUAUCGGUUACUCAAUCUGAAUAACAAGAGUAUAAAUGACAUUUUAUUUGAAAAGAUCUAUUGUGAAGCCAUAAGGUGGAUCAAUUACUGAAUAGCCGUCAAGUUAAAUUGUUGAUUAAUUUAAUAAUUUUUUAUAGGAUGCAUCAACAAUCCAGGAACAACCAAGGUAUAUAUAACAUAUAAUUAUUUAGAGCUCAAGGCUAGGCUCCUUUAACUUAAAAUCCUCACUAAGAUACAAACCAAUUAAAUAAAGAUUUUCAAGGAUUUUUAUCCGACGGAAAGCCAGACUAAGAGACUCCGAAUGAACAAUAAUAGAUAGAGUAUAAUUAAAUUAUAUCUAAGAAACCCUGAAAAAGAGAAGGCUAAAAUAAUUCCUACUCCAAAACCCGAGUAGCAAUUGUCAGAUUUCUAUAAGGAGGAUUCUUAGGAUCAGAACAAUUAACCUAACGAAAGGUAUAAUUCUACUUAAUUUUUCAGAGCUUAAUAGGCUGCAGUUGCUCAAGAAGUAACUCCCUAAGUAUAGAAAGAUCUCUAAAACUUUUUGAGUGGACAAGAAUAAUAUUAACAAUAAUAACAAUAGGAAUAAGAUAUUAGUAAGAUAUAUAAUUAUAUUAUUAAAGCUACUUUAGAUGAAACCAAACGUUUGUUGUAAGUCUUGAAAUAUUGCGAUUAAACUAUAAAGAAGGGUAAUGCUGCUCACUAAUUUUAUUUUAAGAAAGGUAAUUAAUAUCUCAAAAAAUUAGCAAUGACUUUAAAGCAGCUUAAUGAUUUUGAUAAUGCAAUGGAUAAUUUGGACAUAGCCAUAGAAAAGAACGAUAAUUAGGCUAGUUAGGCUAACUAUUAUUAUCAAAAAGGUAUGCUUAGAAAUAUUUUUAGCAUUGUUAUUGAUUAGGUUGGAUGCUUUAGAUUUAGCCUUAAAUAAUUUUGAUGAAGCCAUCUCGAGAAAUCCUAAUGAAAUAUAAUACUAUAAAGAAAAAGGUGAAAAUAUAUAAAUGAGUUUUAGGAAAUGUAUUAAUAAAAUAGGAUAGAUUAAACGAAGCUGAAGAUUGCUUUUAAUAGGCUAAGUAGAUUACUGAAGCAAUAAAGUGAGA
This is a messenger RNA of Paramecium octaurelia, 3562 nucleotides long. Lineage: Eukaryota; Ciliophora; Oligohymenophorea; Peniculida; Parameciidae. The record is from the annotation of a GenBank genome assembly.